Messenger RNA from Anopheles marshallii, 243 nucleotides. RefSeq lists its product as uncharacterized. The record is from RefSeq and is a predicted model, not a curated record. Lineage: Eukaryota; Metazoa; Arthropoda; Insecta; Diptera; Culicidae. Bases 1 to 243 code for a protein of 80 amino acids. The transcript is spliced from 2 exons.
AUGGAGCUGUCAAACAAAACCACAACAAACCCUGACGUUUUCGAGAUACGCAAUUUUGACACUUACAUAAUUUGGUGCAACCAUUGGAAAGCGCCAAUGAUUCGCAGCUUUUGGAAACGCUACAGGGUCGUGAUCAUCUUUCCAGCGCUUGCGUUCGGCUCGAUUGCGGCAGACUACAACUACACCCGGCAGUGGAAGAAGGCUCGGUUGGAGCAUAACAAACAGCUGGUUCAGCACGCGUAA